This is a messenger RNA of Egretta garzetta (little egret), 7474 nucleotides long. RefSeq names its product transmembrane protein 106B (gene TMEM106B). Gene Ontology annotation, biological process: lysosome localization; lysosomal transport; lysosome organization. The transcript is spliced from 8 exons. The record is from RefSeq and is a predicted model, not a curated record. Lineage: Eukaryota; Metazoa; Chordata; Aves; Pelecaniformes; Ardeidae. Gene Ontology annotation, cellular component: lysosomal membrane. The coding region runs from base 1114 to 1941 and encodes 275 amino acids.
GAGGAGCUUGUUAUGUUUGUGGUUAAGCCACAGGUGCUUGGGCAUACACUGUCAUGCUUAUAAAUUAUUUUUGUUUUGAAAAAGAAGUAAGUUUGUAACCUCAAGUUCAUAUACUUGAAUGUAGGGGGUGAGAAUGCCACCCUAACUCUUGGGAGAAGUAUAACAAUCUAGUUUAAUUCUAUAAAGUUUCACUGAGUUUAUAAACAAAGUUUUUUUCCCCUGAGUCUUGCAUUAACUCAAGAUGCGGUGCUUCUGUGUGCCUGGGAUGCUGUUUGGGUUUUGCCUACAUACUAUCAUGCUGCGGUGCCACAGCAAGCUGAAGGGCGCAGUCUUAAACAAGAGCUGCUUAUCACAACGUUUUUUAAUUUACCAAACUCUUUCUAACAGACUGUGAAUUCAAGGAAACUCCAGACGAGUCUUAAGAAGACUGGAGUGUACACAUCAGUUACAAGGGAGAGACUGGGUCAAACCACAGCUGUUAAGGAGGUAGGGUUUGUGACUUUUGUCACAGUAUAGAGGCUGUCACAUGAAGAUGGUAUGUUUGCAGAACUAUUACUGUUCAGCAUGUAAGUGCUGGAUAAAAGAACAGCGUUCUUGAGUUUUGGUCAGCUGUAAUAAAGUUCAGUGCUUGGUUUUGGGGGGGGGAAGCAUGUUGGAGGAACACAUUUCACUUGAAGAUGGUUGUCUGUUUUCUCAUUUGUGAACUGAGCCAUGUCUCGCCUAAUUCUCUGGCAGUGGAGUAACACUAUUCUAGUUAUUGAAGCUCAGGUACAGUUGGCAUUGGAGGAUACAUCUGCAUUAGUAUUUUAAUUCAAAUAAGGAACGUGCUCUUGAAAUGAGUUCCCAGUCAUCCUUGCUUGCUGCACUCUGAUUCACGUCACAGCGUGGUCUGGGAGUCUGUGAACUGUCUUCCUUUUGGAAGAAGCUAAAACUAGAAGCUGCACUUCAGUUGUGAGUGGAUGUUGUCAGUAGACAAGAGCUAGUAUGAAAUAAACACAUGCAUAUAGCGUGGAUGUUGGAUCCUCAAUAACUUUAUUUCUACAGAGUUGCUUCUUGUUCUGUAUUUAGUUGUUAAUGUAGGCGUAGCCUGAGCCUACCAUCAGUAGAGCAGACAUGGGAAAAUCACUUUCUCACCUGCCUAUGCACACGUGCAAGGAAGAUGGCUAUGAUGGAGGCACGGUGUCUGAUAAUAUGAGGAAUGGGUUAAUUCACUCAGAAUCGCACAAUGAAGAUGGCAGAUGUGGAGAUGUAUCGCAGUUUCCCUAUGUGGAAUUCACAGGAAGAGACAGUGUCACCUGCCCCACUUGCCAGGGAACAGGAAGAAUUCCACGAGGGCAGGAAAAUCAGCUGGUAGCAUUAAUUCCAUACAGUGAUCAGAGACUGAGGCCAAGAAGAACAAAGCUCUAUGUGACUGCUUCUGUAAUAGUAUGUUUAUUACUUUCUGGGCUGGCUGUAUUCUUCUUGUUUCCUCGCUCAAUUGAUGUUGAAUACAUUGGUGUGAAGUCAGUAUAUGUCACUUACGAACAGGGUAGACGUAUAAUAUAUCUAAAUAUUACGAACACACUAAAUAUAACAAACAACAACUAUUAUUCUGUUGAAGUGGCAAAUAUCACGGCCCAAGUUCAGUUCUCAAAAACAGUUAUUGGCAAAGCACGGCUGAACAACAUCACCAACAUUGGUCCUCUGGAUAUGAAGCAGAUUGACUAUAUGGUGCCCACGGUCAUUCAAGAUGAAAUGAGCUACAUGUUUGACUUCUGUACUUUAGCAUCUAUCAAAGUGCACAACAUAGUAGUCAUGAUGCAAGUGACAGUGACAACCUCUUACUUUGGCCACUCUGAGCAAAUAUCCCAGGAGAGAUACCAGUAUGUGGACUGUGGAGGAAACACAACCUACCAGCUGGGCCAGUCAGAAUACUUAAAUGUACUUCAGCCUCCGCAAUAAAAGCACCUGUCGGUUAGCGUGGAAUGACUGCUGUUGAUGCUUGCAGAGAUCCUUUGAAUAGGCCUGGUACUACAUGAAGGGGAGAGUAUGUGCACGUAAAGCAUAGCAAUCAUGGUGACCAGUUCACUUGAGAUGCAAAGAGGGAAAAGGUGCAAAAUGUAUAUAGAUGCACUUGUUAAAUGUUGUGUUUUCCCCUUCUGUUUGCUUUCUGUUACUGUAAGCACUUCUGUCAAGUUGUGUGGUGGGAGGGAGAGGGGGAAAUAUCAGAUUCUUGAACUGAAUUGGGACCUUUCCUUACAGUGUGGUACAUCAGCUUAGAGUAACUGUGUGUAUGUCUGUGUUUAGGUGAAAUGUGAGCAUUUUAGAAAAAAUGAUACUCAUAAAACUUAAGUUUAUACUUCAGUUCUUGAUAUUUGACUAUUGAAACUGGCAGUAUUACUAAAGUAACAUGAUUACUUUGAGGUAUCUGGGUGUGAAACUUCUUUUAGUAAACCAGUGGCGAUAGUUCUUUAUUUUGGGAUUCUGUUUUCAUUUGCUAUACAUGAUUAGAGGUGACAUAUGGCCUGUGAAAGCCAGGAAAGCUCUCUUGGAUGACACUAUACUUGAAUGUGCAAAUUCUAGAAUCUGGCAUCUUUUAAUUCGUAUUCCCUCCUGCUACCUCUGGGAUGUUAUAAGGAGAUUGUAUGUUGUUAGAUUUAAAGUUGGAUUUAAAAACAAAACAAAAACCACCCCCCAGAAUAAUUACUGACAAAGGUAAAACUCAAGACUGUUGAAAAUGAAUGGGUAAAGGCUUCGGUGUCAUUCUACUUUGUUUUUUAGUAAACUUUUGAGUACAGCUCUUAAAAUCAAGAUUGUGCGGUUGGAACUGGGUGGGAAACUGAGCAUGGGUUUGGGCAGGUUGAUGCAAACUUUCAUAAUUUUUAUUGUUUUAAUAUACUGUGUAUUUAAGCUACUUGUAAGUGUUAAUAUGUUGGGGUGCGUAUAUUUAGUGUGCAGGCUCAGUAAGCAAUGCAGUAGUUCUCUGAAUCUCCAGAGCACUCACAAUUCACAUCAAAGUUAUGUAAGGGAGGAAAAAGCAAUUCUUUCUGUAAGACUAAAUGCUGAUGUAAUCAUGAGACUGACUUCGAGCAUUAAAUAGCUUCAGUAGGAUAGCUUGCACAGUGAGAAUUUCCGGGGUUGUUAUCAAACAUGGUGACUGUAAACUUGGGGUCCAAAGUUGCUUGACUUCUGAAGGCUGACUGUACAAGGAUUAGGUACAAAAUUUUUAAUUAACUGGAUUAGGAUUGUUUUAUCUCUGAAUUAAAUAAGAUGCAGCUGUAAGAAGGUAUUAUUGAGACUUUGCACUGUAAUGAAUAAUAUAUUUUUUAAAAUGGAUGUUGCGGUUUUUAUGCUGCCCAUCUCCUGGAAAUAAGCUAUAUAAAAUGAAUUAGCAAUAAGCACUAUGGGGAAAAAGGCUGCUGAGUAAAUUCUUGCAACUAACAAUCUCUUAUGCUUCAGUACUUCAGUUAAGGUACAUGUCUAUUUACUCUUCUUUAUUGUCUUUUCUUAGGUGGACCUGAUUGGGUGGGUGGGGGAAAGAAUAUCAGUGAUGCAAGACUGAUUUAAAAGAAAUUAAGUAACCAUACAAAAACCCCCUCUGUUUGAAUGCUAUGAGCGCUUACUCUGGAAGUCUAUGAAAAAUUUUGGAACCUAAGCUGUCAGUUUCAUAUGAUUGUUGGUAAGAUGAAGAUGCCAGCUUUUGGCUUUGGAGAACUUCUGGAACUGGAAUAGUCAAUUCUGGUGACUUACUGUAGUUACAUUCUGAAAAUUACUCUCUAAUCUGGGCACUUAAAAGUAAACAUUCUUUAUUACAGCUUACAGUCAUAAGGGAAACUAAUUCACAAUUGACUCGCCUCUUCCUAGAGUAUAGAUGAGGUUCAGUCCUCUGGCUGAUAAAAUGCAUACAGAGGCUUGUCUGAUAGUCUGAAAAUAUGUAGGUGAUAACUGAAGACCGGGAUAGUGGGGAGCUGGUUAGUAGAGUUUACCUCCCUGCUUCUAUGUUAUCUAUUGUAAAGAUUUGUUUAUGUUGGAGGGUAGGGAGAGAAUUCUUGUCUAAAGCAUGUCAGAUCUGAAGUCGGCCAACAAGCGAUAUGGGUUUUUUUUUUCUUCUAGGCCUAAGUAUUUACACCUAGAGUGUUGGUUUUGUUUGGUUUGGGUUUAUUGUGGUGGGGUUUUUUUUUAAGUAGAAAAAGAAGAAAACAGCUCUAGGCAGGUAUUUAUAUCAAUUUAAAACAAAUUUUUCUAAAAAGUAAUCUAAAAUAACUGGAAUGGCACAACGAUAAAAUUAUUUGGUGACAGAGAAUGCUGCUUGAACAAGCAUGCUGGGGUGACGUUACACUGUUUAUGCAGUUUUGGGACUCAAACUGAACUUUGAAAGUUUGGCAGACAUACUGAACAGAAUACAUAAAUCUGUGGACCUUGUGUUGCAUGAAAUGCUUGGUAUUGGCUAAUUUAAAAUAAAGAAUUACGAGUGGAAUUAUUCUUUCCAGUUAUGUGGCAGAUGGGGGAAGAUACAAGUCUUAUUUUUAAUGUCUGUCAUCUGGGAUAUGUAAUAGACUUCCUGAAUGAUGAAGAGUUCUCGCCUUAAAAAAUAAAGGCUGGAGUAAAGAUCCUAUUGAUGAAUCCUCAAAUUAAGUCAGUUACAGGAGAGUAACCGUUGGCAUAUUACUAACCAAACAAGGCAAGAUUCUGAAUUCACCUGCUUAUCUGAAGAGAUGUUAUAUUAAAAUUAGUAGUUAAGACAUCUGUUUGAGUACUUGGACUUGAUUUCUGUGGCUGAUCUUGGAAACAAGCUGAGAGUGCCAAGAGUCAGUAUUAACUCAUCUAACUAUUUAAACAAGCUAUGAGAAUAGAUCCAAGUGACAGACCUGUAAUUAUUUCACAUUUCUUUUUUUAACUUGAUUUUAAAAUUAAAAAGGCGAGCUUUUCAGUUCACUGUAAAUCAGUAAGUACAGAUUAUCUCCAGAAGGUCAACUUGAAGAAUCGUAAUUUUUUCUGGUUUGUUUUUUUGUAAGAUGUUUUCUGAAGGAUUUCUUCUGAAGUGAUUUAUAUUUCACUUUUAACUUCCCCACAAUCUUUGGAUACUACCAGAUACUUCUAUACUGGCAUUGUAGUGUUGUGUUUCAAGGGACUUACUUUUGGCAUAAUUCUCUUCACUUGAAUUCUUUUAGCAAUUCCUGUACCAAAACCUGUUGCACUUUAAAAUGGAAGCUCUGUUAGUUAUCUCUUAAAACAGUGGUCCAGAUGUUGCUCUGUAAUGGCACAACUGAAAAACAAAACUUAAUGUAUUUUGUGUAGAAUAACUGUAAAAUUUCAAAACUAUAACUUAAGGUAAAUUAAGGUAACACUUAAAUGAGUAAAAGUGUUGGCUAUUUGGCCAUUCGGACCUGGAGAACAAAAUUACUUUAUGUUUUUAAUGAUGCUUUAAAAAUCAAUGAAUAAAUAAAGCCACCAAACAAACUCAAAGAUCUAACCAUCAAAUAUCCAUUGGAGAGAUAUGAAGGCAAGCGCUCUUAAAAGAAGUUGUAGUUGUCUGACACUUUCUCUUGAAUUCCUGGUGUGGGGAAAAGCCUGUAGAAGCUCCUUCAUAAUUUUACUCUUCUUGAUAUUUAGGGAAUAGUUGCUUAAUUCUUAACCUUUUGUGAAGACAAGCAUAAGUAUCUUUUUUUCUGGUGUGGUACAGCUUUGAAGUUCUUGACGCACUUCUGAUGUCUGCAUGACCUUGUUGUUAACGUUGUGGUGUUUAUAUUUUGCAGCCUUAUGUUGGCAGACUUAAGUACAUGCCUUAGUUGACUUGGCUCCAAAUUGUCCUUGGAAGUUCUGCGAGCGAAUAAAUUCCUUCAUAGUCGUACAUUGCAAACGUGACUCUGGGCUUUUUAGCGUGUGGUGUAUAAAGCUAACCAUUUAAGCACUGAAUCUCUAAGUGCUGGGGUUCAACUGUUACAGUCUUUAACCAUCUGACUGAAGUGUUGUGCCCUCAUGAUGGAAAGGUUGGUGCUUGGAGUAAUAUGAGGGAAUUCUAGAUUCAGAAAAAAAUAGUGUUAUUUCUUGUUCAACAUUUAAGGCUUCGGGUUUUUUUUUUUUCUUUUUGUGGUGGUGAUGGGGGGGUUAGUUGUGGUUUUGCUUUUCUUCCCACCCCCCAAAUCUGUAGUGGGACAUCUGCCUGUUGCCAGACAGCAUCUUCUGAAAUCGGUGACUUUGUUUCAGAGUUGGGCAGCUAUGUGAAGCUUAACAUCAGUUGGACUGGACUUUGAGAGUUAAGAGAUAAGCAAGGCUAGCAGUAAUGCCUCUAAGAAUUAAAUUUUUUACUUGCCUGCCUAACAAAAUGCUGCACCUUAGCAAUGCUUUCAGGCUUAGUGUUACUUCUGAAAGGGAAAGAUAAGUAAUGUCAAUGUACUUCAGUAAUGGACUACUGCAACCAGCAAAACAUUUGUUAGUGUUGGCCUUGAUCAUGCAAAAAAAUCUAGAUUUUUUUUUUCUUUUUUUGGCUUUAGGGUGGGAGGAAUAAAACCCAAGCCAAAAGAAAACCGAAACAUGUUGAAUACAGUAAUUUGGGUAUGGCAAAAACAUCCAGCAUUUGUCUACUUGAGAAGUCAUCUUCCCAUUUUACGUUAAACUGGGGAAUUCUGCUCAUUACCAGAGGGGUAGUUUGUUCUGCUACCCUACAGCUUUUGCCAUGUAAACCUGCUUUUCUGCCUGUAGGCAGGCCUGUUGGGCAGGAAUGGCUGCCUGCAAGGAGUCUGUAGGACUAGAGCUGGUGUCGGGCCCCACAGCGUCGGGUGAGACUGUUGGGUGGCAGUAACAUACUGAUCCUCUUCCACCAACCAUCGUAAGGGUCUUGCAGCCGGGAUGCAUAUGUCUUUUGGGUACCGAAACUGCUUUUGCUUUGCAUGGGCAGGGAUAUUUAGUGCCAGAAAUGCAAGUACAUUAUGGUGCCUGAAUAUUUUGGUUCUGACUGUUGGUGAUUUAGUUACUUGUUUUCUUUAAGGAAGCAAACAUAACCACUGUUAACAUCCACUGUACAGAGUGUGCAUAUAAUAACUUGAGAUAUGUAUAGAAAUACUAAUGAGUGAUAACUAUUUUUGUAACUUAAGAAUUGUAAUUGUUGUUCUUGUAACUGUGUAGCAAACAAUCUAUCAACUUAAGCAUGAUAAACACUCUAGAAGUCAAGGGGUAUUUCAGAAUGACUUGCAGGACACAGAAGCUAUUUUAAUGCAAGUUAACUGGGACAAGGGAUCUUGUUAUUUACAGGUUCAAAAUCUGGAGUUAAUUUCAUUAUGAAUAUGUUUCUAGGCAGGAUUGUUUGACUCAAAGAAUGAUAUUAAAUUUUCUAUUAAAAAAGGCUUAGAUCGUGUAUCUUUUUUUUUUUUAAACUGACUUAAUAUUUUUCUCUCCUCCUUCUCUAUCUCCAACAAAUCUUCCUCCUAUCUCCACAUAUUUUUCCCACAAGCUUUCAUGUACUAUUUCCAAUGGUAUGACUUCAAUUUUUGUAACU